Messenger RNA from Nezara viridula (southern green stink bug), 1759 nucleotides. NCBI's taxonomy places the organism in Eukaryota, Metazoa, Arthropoda, Insecta, Hemiptera, Pentatomidae. The record is from the annotation of a GenBank genome assembly.
GAGGAAAUGACCAUACAUAAUUUAAAUAUUAACAUUAAUAAUUGCACUUGUUAUUAAUAAUUGAUGCUUUCAUAGUUAUAACUAGGGCAAGAUACACUACAAGAAGACAGGACACAGGACACAGUUCCCAAUUUUUUUGAAAGAUCAGCUAAAGGCAUAUCGUUCCAUAUUUUUGGUAUUUUACCGAUAAGAAAUGAUAAGUAUAAGAGAAUGGAUGAAUAAUAAGACCAUCCUAAUAACUGGAGGAGCAGGUUUUUUCGGAAAAGUUUUGACUGAAAAAUUGCUUAGGACAUGUCCUGGUGUGAAACAAAUUUAUCUCAUCAUAAGACCAAAACGUGGGAAGACUCCACAGGAAAGAUGGGAUGAAAUAAUAAAGGAUGCGUUAUUUGAACCACUCUUAGCUCAAGCACCUGAUAUAAUGGAAAAAAGUUUCCAUUUUGGAAGGAGAUUUGUCUGUCAUCAAUUUAGGGCUAUCUGAAGAAUCUAUUGAGGAGCUGAAAAAUAGAGUGAAUAUAAUUUUCCAUUCAGCAGCUACAGUUCGAUUCAACGAUCCACUUCACAAAGCUAUCCUCUCAAACACGAGAGGAACUUUAGAGAUGUGUAAAUUAGCCUCUAAAAUUAAUAAUCUUGAGGUAUUUGUUCAUGUUUCAACAACAUAUUGCAAUCACAAUUUGAAAAAAAGUUGUUAUGAAGAAAAGCUUUAUGAACCAUGUCAGGAUUGGAGGGUAAUACUAAAACUAAUAGAAACAGAAAAUCCUGCAGUGAUGAAUACUAUCUCUUACAAAAUCAUAGAGGAUCAUCCAAAUACUUACACAUUCUCAAAAUCACUGAGUGAAAAAAUAGUAGAAGAAUAUUCUUCUAAAUUCCCUGCAGUCAUAGCAAGACCUUCAGUUGUGUUUGGGAUCUACAGUGAUCCCGUUCCUGGUUGGACAGACAAUGUGUACGGCCUCUUAGGAAUCUCAACAGCUGUCACAAAAGGGGUCAUGAGGGUCAUGAAAGGUAGAAGUGACUGCUGCCUAGAUUAUAUUCCAGUUGAUGUUGCCAUAAAUGCCCUCAUAAUUAGCAGUUGGGAAAAGGCAAAUAGUGAGAAUAACGAAUUAUCAAUAUACAAUUGUGCUUAUGCUGAUUCCGUGGCAGUCACUUUUAAAGAGUUAGGAAUGACAGCAUUGAGUGACGGGAUGAAUGACGGAAGUACUAUUUUUGAUAAUGACAUUUGGUACCCUUUCCUGUUAUUAACCACAAAUGACUUUUAUUUUCACUUCCUCUUCUACACCUUACAAGUCAUACCAGCUGUUCUUAUCGAUUCGAUUUUGUAUCUAAUGAAAAAGGAAAGAAGAUUGAUGAAAUUAACUAUAACAAUCUACCAAGCUAUUCAAGCGUUGUCACCGUUUACAAUGAAAGAAAUAAAAUUCAACAACAGAAAAUAUCAUGCUCUGUGGGAGAAAUUAUCAGCGGAUGAAGCUGAAGUAUUUCUAACGAGACCACCUUCUGAUUUUAAUAAGACAGAUAUUAUCCUAUUGGGGCACCGAGGACUGAAGAAGUACUUUUUAAAAGAAAAUUUAGCAGAUAAUGAAUUACAUAUGAAAAAACUAAGGAGAUUGUACUACUUGCACCAAUUCACCAAAGGAAUUCUUAUUAUCUUAGUAUUUACGUCAUUAUAUAAAUUAAUGAAUUUAGCAAUAAACAUAUAUAUUUAAUAGGAUGUAAUAAAAUAUUUAUCUUGUAAUAAAAAAAAUUCAAAAUAAAUAUCUUAACAAUC